AUGAAUUUUUUUAAUAAAGUUAAAUCAUUAGGUGCUAAUGUAGCUGAAAAAUCUAAGAACUUGAUUAGCAAUUUAUCUAAAGAUAUACAAGAAGUUAUUCAGUAGCAGAACCAGUUAAUUGAAAAUUAAGAAAGCGAAUCUUUUAAGGAAAAAAAUGCACUCCUUCCUUGGGAAGGUUUAAAAGCAAUUAAAUCAAAUUAAAAUGGAAACAUGAUUGAUUCGAUAAAAGAAGAAAUAUUAGAUUUAUCUUUACAAGAAGAUUAUUUCCUGAUUGAUGAUGAAAAUUACAUGUAUCCUUUUGAAUUUAAUAUAGAAGAUUAUAAAUACCAAGCUAUUAAAAUUCUUUCAGUUGAUCCCAAUUUAGAAUUUAUGAGAUCUAAGUUAGUCCCUAAAAAAAUCAAAGAUGAAAAGUUUUGGAAAAAUUAUUUCUACAACGUUGAGAUUAUUAAAAUGAAAUACAACAUGGCAAACAAAAUAAAUUAAACAGAGAGAUUGGAAUAAGUUGCAAUUUAAUUGGAAAAUAAUAAUUCAGCUGAGUAGGCUGAAGAAUAAAAGCAGCAAUUAUUAGAGAACAAAUAAGAAUAGGUACAUGAUGACCAUUAACAUGAUGAAGAAGAUCAUCAAGUUAUCCAUGAUGAUGAAGAUGAUUUCAAUAGCACUGUAAAACCUAAAAAGAAUAGAUUUGAUGAAAUAUAAAAUAAAAAAGAAAGUGGUGAUGAUUUUGAUAGUCUUGCUUUAAAUCUUAGUGAUAAUAACAACAAAGGAGCAGUUGAAAUGCAAAACAUAAAUAAAUGA
Messenger RNA from Tetrahymena thermophila SB210, 795 nucleotides. RefSeq names its product BSD domain protein. NCBI's taxonomy places the organism in Eukaryota, Ciliophora, Oligohymenophorea, Hymenostomatida, Tetrahymenidae. The transcript has 4 exons. The record is from RefSeq and is a predicted model, not a curated record. Gene Ontology annotation, cellular component: cytoplasm.